CACCAGCGCACGCGUCCGCGCCGCAACCGGCGAAGAAGACGGCCCUCAGCGCGCUCCAGGAAAAGUUGCUGAAGAAGCUGUCCGGCGGGCGCUUCCGGCAGCUCAACGAGGACCUCUACACGUCGUCCGGCAGCGCGAACUUCGCGCGCUUCAGCGCGGACCCCGAGCUCGCCGACGCCUACCACCGGGGCUUCCGGGAGCAGGCGCGGGGCUGGCCCGAGAACCCGCUCGACGCGAUCAUCGCGGCGCUCGCGUCCGGCCCCCGGCGCGUCGUCGCCGACUUUGGCUGCGGCGACGCGCGCCUCGCGGCGGAGCUGAACGCGACGCACGAGGUCCACUCCUUCGACCUCGUCGCGACGGCCCCGGGCGUCGUCGCGUGCAACAUCGAGCGCGUGCCGCUCGCGGCCGCGUCCGUGGACGUCGCCGUCUUCUGCCUCGCGCUCAUGGGCCCGAGCCACUGGGCGUUCCUGCGGGAGGCGCACCGCGUGCUGCGGCCGGACGGCGAGCUCCGCGUCACGGAGGUCAAGAGCCGCUUCGACGACGCCAAGGGCGGCGUCGCGGGCUUCGUCGCGGGCGCCCGGGCCCUCGGCUUCGACGAGGUCCGGCGCGACGCCAAGAACAAGAUGUUCGUCGCCUUCGUCUUCCGCAAGGCCGACCGAAAACCCGACGCCGCGAAGCUCGCGAAGGUCGGCUUCGCGUUCCGCGCGUGCCUCUACAAGAAGCGCUAAGGGCGGGUGACGU
Messenger RNA from Aureococcus anophagefferens, 741 nucleotides. RefSeq lists its product as hypothetical. The record is from RefSeq and is a predicted model, not a curated record. Gene Ontology annotation, molecular function: methyltransferase activity. Gene Ontology annotation, cellular component: nucleolus. The transcript has a single exon. NCBI's taxonomy places the organism in Eukaryota, Pelagophyceae, Pelagomonadales, Pelagomonadaceae. The annotation marks the transcript as partial.